Messenger RNA from Candidozyma pseudohaemuli, 1965 nucleotides. RefSeq lists its product as uncharacterized. Lineage: Eukaryota; Fungi; Ascomycota; Pichiomycetes; Serinales; Metschnikowiaceae. Gene Ontology annotation, biological process: protein methylation. The record is from RefSeq and is a predicted model, not a curated record. Gene Ontology annotation, cellular component: mitochondrion. The coding region runs from base 1 to 1965 and encodes 654 amino acids. The transcript is spliced from 3 exons. Gene Ontology annotation, molecular function: rRNA binding; protein methyltransferase activity.
AUGCCCAGAAGAGCCCAUAACCUCCUCUCGGCCACGAGGGGGCGCGUCCGUGCUUCUAUGAACAAGGGCAAUCUUUUCAACUUGUUCAAAAAGGGCCCCACCAAGUACAACCAACAGACAUUGUACCAGCAAAAAUGGAAAGCCAAGCAGGAAACCAGAGCCUACCACGGAGAGCACUUGGGAGAAAAGCGCUGGAAGGCCGUUUUCAAGCCAAACCUUAAUUCCGUGGCCCAGUUGGAUGCUUCUUUGCAGGGUAAGAAGGUCAACUUCACGCCUAAUGCCAUGCAGACAUAUGCUACUUUGGAGAAGAGACUUGAAGUGGCUCUUUUCAGAGCCAUGUUCGCCUCGUCCGUCAGACAGGCUCGUGAGUUCAUCAAAGGUGGCCACGUGAAGGUGAACGGUGUGGUGAUGAAGCACCUGUCUUUUCCUUUGAGCAGUGGAGAUAUCUUCAGCAUUAACCCAGAGAAGGCUCUUCUAGCCAUGGGCAGAGUCAAGCCUAGUUUGGAACAGGCUGUUAAAGUCGACAAAAAGCAGAUUGGUGCUUGGAACAACUACGUCAAGACAGCCAAGCAGCAUCCUAAGGAAGUUUGGGAAUUGAAGCAGAACAAGCCUCCCACCUUGAACACCUUGAACGACCAGGCCGCUUCCAAGACUGUCUCCGCCAAGUCGUACAAUGAGGGUCUUGAAAAAGCUAUGCUCGAGGAACAGAGAAAAACCACCAGAGAGUCUAUCUUGUCUAAGAUCUUGACGGUGGCUGCUAACAAGCCAGUGGAGGAACUCCAACCUGAGGCCUUCAAGAGCAUACUUCCCAACAGAGACGAUGCCUCCAAGGCUUUGAACGCAUACAAGAUCUUGAAGGAGGCCGAGGCUUCCGUCGUUGGCAAGACUUCUGUGGAAGAUUGCAAGAAGUACAUCUCCACCAAGUCCACCGAAUUCAAGAGCAAGGACGAGGCCAGGAUUGCCUCUCAGGCCAAGAAGAUUUUGCUGGAAGUUCUCAGCUCCCAUUUGGAGUUCCUCCGUAUCAACUGCGAGAACUCCAAGAUUCCCGAGGGCUCCAUCUCCAUGCCUUAUAGCCCAGACUUCGCUAAGAAGUUGAAGACUCACGCCAAGUUGGACAAGGAUGCUAUUCUUGAGGAUGAGAGCACUGCUAAGGUUAAUUUGCCCUGGCAAAAGGGUCUUUUCGGCCGUCAGGACCCAUCGAAGCCAUACUUCUCGCCAUGGACACCCAGACAGUUCCUCGGAGCCUUUGCGGUGUUGCCUCACCACCUUGAAAUCUCGUUCGAGACAUGUCAUGCUGUUUACUUGGCAGACCCUGUUGCCAGACCAGGCCACUCCGAGGUGAUUUCUCCUUAUGGUCUUCCCACCCACGAGAGAGCUUUCUUGUACUACGCCAGAAAGGGAAUCCUUGAACAAGCUAAGAACGAACUACGGUGGAUCCAGAAUGAACUACCGUCUCUGCAGUGGAGAAACGCCAUAAUCAGACGAGGUCAACUCGAACCUCUUCAAUACAUCCUAGGGUCUCAGCCGUUUGGACCAUUAGAUAUCAAAUGCCGCAGAAACGUGCUUAUACCGAGAUGGGAAACGGAAGAAUGGGCGAUAAAGGUGGCAGAAAAGGCCAACGGUAAAAAGUUGAGUGUGCUUGAUGUCUGCACCGGUUCAGGCUGUGUAGCUUUACUACUCAAGCACCAUAUUGGCGGACAGGUAACAGCCGUGGACUUAUCAGAUGAUGCAAUUGCAUUGGCCGAAGAAAACAAGGAAAGUUUGAAGUUAGAUGUGGAGAUCCACAAGGGUGAUGUCCUACAAGACAAGUUCUACAGUACGCAUUUCCAUAAACCGUUCGAUCUUGUGGUGUCGAAUCCACCGUACAUUCCAAAAGAAGACUACGAGGCGCCCGUGUCUGCCAAUGGAACGGAGAGAUCGGUGAAGCUAUACGAACCAAGAAUGGCGUUAUCGAGAACGUCGUGA